Thunnus maccoyii (southern bluefin tuna) is the source of this 822-nucleotide messenger RNA. Its product is annotated as DELTA-sagatoxin-Srs1a-like. Gene Ontology annotation, biological process: cytolysis in another organism; monoatomic cation transport; pore complex assembly. Lineage: Eukaryota; Metazoa; Chordata; Actinopteri; Scombriformes; Scombridae. Gene Ontology annotation, cellular component: pore complex. The record is from RefSeq and is a predicted model, not a curated record. Bases 1 to 552 code for a protein of 183 amino acids. The transcript has 2 exons. Gene Ontology annotation, molecular function: channel activity.
AUGGCUGAAUAUCUUGACACGGCAGUAACGGUCGGUGAUGCAAUUGCUGGACUUGCUCCCACACAUCGCCAGUGCACCAUUGAGAUUAAGAAUGAAUGCAAAUUCAGCCUUUGUAAUCCCAGGACACACAUUGAGCGUGGAAGCUGUGUCAUACCUCUGCCACCUUUCAUUGCCUUUUCCGAAUGUGGCAAAGCGCAGUUCAUCAAGACUGCUCACACAGCAUGUGGAUCUGUUGGCGUCUUCACUUAUGAUCUCCUGGAGAAGGAUACAGACCAGCUCACUGAGAAAAUAGCUGUCAUGUUCUCUGUGCCCUAUGACUUCAAUAUGUACUCAAACUGGUACGCAGUGGGAAUCUUUGAAAAGAGCAAAGAGUGUGAUCAUGAUCUUUAUUAUGACAUGUAUUAUAACACCAACCAAUCAUUUGUCAGAGGUGAAGCGAAGGGCCCAUCUCUCAGUCAUAAGGGUAAUCGUGUUAAAAUCAUGGCAACAAUGUCAGACUCCUACCAACCUAUCAUUAAGGUGCAAGUCAUGGACUCAGUGACUAAAUCGUAAAAUGUCAAUCAAUUACAAACCAGAUAAACCAGAACUGGCCCACAUCCAGAAUACACAUACUUAAGAGCACCGCAUCUUUACAAACAAAGGCCCACAUUUGAUUUGGGAUAUACGGGCCAUAUUUGCUAUUUUACAUGUGGGCCAUUUCAGGCUCACAUCCAUUUUGUCCGGGCCAGAAGAAGUCUAGCAGUGCCGCAUCAUUGCCCACUUCUGUAUACUGUCUGGGUAUAGACAUACAGUAUGUAAACUGUACUAUUUGCAAUGUUUUUA